Molecule: messenger RNA, 1057 nt
Organism: Saprolegnia parasitica CBS 223.65
Lineage: Eukaryota; Oomycota; Saprolegniomycetes; Saprolegniales; Saprolegniaceae
Exons: 1
Coding region: 56-997 (313 amino acids)
Source: RefSeq, a predicted model, not a curated record
GCAGCACCCGCCUGCACGCAGCAGACCAGUUCCGUUUGUACCACGUCGUAGCGCCAUGACCUGCGCGCGCAGCCUGCUCCUACUGCUGCUGCUGCUCUCGGUCGUCCUCGCGCAGGAGACGACGGGCGAAGUCCCGUCGCCUGCGUCCACUGAUACCCCGGCCCCGACGCCCGCAAUGAUCACGGACGCGCCGGCGACAACAGCGCCGCCGCCGACGACUGCGCCAGAGAUACCAACGCCCGCACCGUCACCGUCGCCAAAGCCCACGACGACUGACGCACCAGCGCCUACAGCCAACCCAACGUGGACACCGGCGCCGCCGACGCAAGCGCCCGUGACCAACCCGCCGCCCAAUCCCGGCAACAAUCGUGUCGUUACGCCGCCGCCUGCUGUGACGGCACCGCCCACGGCAGUCAUUUCGCCGUCGACCGGGUCGAGCUCGACCACCGCCAUGGCCGCCACGACGACCUCGCCACCCAAAGAGAAGAUUGCCAGUGGCCCUCCCAACAACAGCACAACCUCCACCGAGACUGCGUCGGGAUCCAACAUGGACGUCGUCGUCGGUGUUCUUGGCGGUAUCAUUGGCGCCGGCGUCCUCGCCCUCGGCAUCGUCUGCGUCCUUCGCCGGCGGCAGCGUAAAGACGUGCCGGCGCGGGACUCGACAUUUUGGCCCAUUUCGCCGCCGCCGGCGAUGCUCGAGGCGAGCCCGCGCAAGCCGUCGACGUUCUUCCGGAAACACCAGUCGGCGCUCGCGUCGCUCGAUGGCUCUCGCUCGACCGCCAUCUCGGACGACAUUCUCGACUCGUUUGCGCCCAACCGCCGGUCGUCCGCGCUCUUCUUACGCGACGAUUUCGGUCGGUCCAAGUCGGUGCAGAUCGACGUCGCCGAGUCGGUCCGGCCGUCCAACAUUCUCGUCGGCAGCGUGCAUAUCGACGACGACGACUUUGAUGGCGACGUCGACGCGCUCCGCGGACACCACCAGUCGUACACGCUCUAGUCUAUUUAACCACCCGUUUGUUUCGCAUGCCGUCCACGUACUACAUAGUCAAGUCGCAAG